AUGGAGUAUCACCAUGCCUCAGAGAUGAACGGAGGCGUAGCUGAUUACCUGAUCAUCGAGUCUAAACGUAAUUGUACAUGCAAACAGGAAAAGGAAUCCAAGGAGGCUGCUGAUUCCAAAAAGCUGGCUCUCAUUGAGAACGCUUACAGUACCAUACUGACUGGGCUCGGAGAAGAUGUGGACCGGGAGGGACUUCUACGGACACCACUGCGUGCUGCCAAAGCCAUGCAGUUCCUCACCAAAGGCUACAAGGAAACCACACAAGACAUUUUGAAUGAUGCAAUCUUUGAUGAAAAUCACGAAGAAAUGGUGAUCGUCAAGGAUAUCGAGUUGUUUUCUCUCUGUGAACAUCACCUGGUGCCCUUCUUUGGCAAGGCUCACAUAGCAUACCUACCAAACAAGAAAGUGGUUGGUCUGAGCAAGCUUGCAAGAAUUGUUGAGAUCUACAGCAGGAGGCUUCAAGUUCAGGAGCGUCUGACCAAACAGAUUGCUUCAGCCAUCUAUGAGGCUUUGGAGCCUGCUGGAGUUGCAGUUGUGAUUGAGGCUGUACACAUGUGCAUGGUGAUGAGAGGUGUGCAGAAGAUGAACGCCAGUACUGUUACAAGUGUCAUGCUGGGAAGAUUUCAGGAUGAUAGCAAGGCCAGGAAGGAGUUCCUUGCUCUCACACUGAAGAAGUAA
Molecule: messenger RNA, 678 nt
Organism: Solea solea (common sole)
Lineage: Eukaryota; Metazoa; Chordata; Actinopteri; Pleuronectiformes; Soleidae
Product: GTP cyclohydrolase 1 2-like
Exons: 6
Coding region: 1-678 (225 amino acids)
Biological process (GO): tetrahydrobiopterin biosynthetic process; tetrahydrofolate biosynthetic process
Cellular component (GO): cytoplasm
Molecular function (GO): GTP binding; GTP cyclohydrolase I activity; zinc ion binding
Source: RefSeq, a predicted model, not a curated record